CUCCCGCCCAGCAUGCACAUCGUUUGGAAGAAGGACAAGUCCUUGGGAGUUAUUACUGUAGUGAAAGCAUCAUGGAAGAGUCAAAGAAGAAGACAUCUUCUCGAACCAUAGAAGAAUCAGAUGAAGGAUCCAAUUCGAAGAAGGCUCGUAUAGAUCCCCAGAACAAGGAACUGAAUCAACUGCCACUGGAAUUGCAGUUUGCCAUUCCAUUCCUUCCCUGUGGUUCACUGGCUGCCAUUGCCGCUCUCAGCAAGGCUGGUAGAAAGGCCGCUCUGGAAUCCUACACCCUACGAUUGCACACUCCCUUUCCAGUAGCAAAACUCCAAUUGACCACUGAUUCCCCACCAACAGUUUUUUCCUCGGAAACAUCCAGCAAUGUUGCUCCGCCAUACUACCAGAAAAUGAAUCCCUGGCUACACCAUUCAGGUGCCGAAGAAACAAAGGGAUGGGGAAACUACGGUCGGAAUCAUAAGUUCAGACCAUAUCUGUUGGACGAACAGAUUCAUCAAUCGAAUGACAGUGCUACUGCGACCUGGGAUUUGGAAUGGCUGGCCGAUGGCCUACAGAAACAAAGCGCCACCUUGCAUUGGCCUACAGAAUUGCAACAAAUUUCAAAGAACAAUAUACGCAUUGCGCACCGCAGUCUCCUGCCUGGCACCACCGGUAAAUUGUCUUUGUUGAUCGUUGCAAUGGUCAAGUCUUUUGUCGGCGACAACAACAAUGACGGCAUCAACCACGGUUAUGACUCGGAAGAUGCAUUCACCCGAAAAGAACUGUGGGGGAUUCUCUACAAUGACAUCCUCAUCCAAGCGGAGGAUCAGUCUUCAAUCCCGGAGUUCCAUCCGUCCAUUGCCACACGAAUACUAGAGCCACUGCAUGGCGAAUGGUUGGGUAUCUAUGAUUAUGUUGAGUUUGGUAGCACAUGCCGCUCUGGGAAUGGAAAAGUGUUUGCUACAGUGACGCAUCUUCCCAAUAUUGAGUUUGACAAUGAAGACGAACAAGCUUGUGUCACGGUCUAUGAUAUCACCCCAUCGUCGGACAUUGUUCCACGCCACAAGAUUACGGUGGAGACUUGGAAUUCAAUCUCUGACUAUAGUGGCCUCACACUGAGUUUGAGCACUGGUGGAGAAAUCCUCACCGUGCGAAACAAUGAAAAAUACGACGAAGAAGGAGCUCUGCUAGUGUAUGAUAUUCGGGCUGACCAGCACAACGAUCCUCCCAAGAAAAUCUUUGAGAUAGAAGGUGGUUGUGGACGCCGCGGACAUGCCUUCUUCACUCCAGACAAUGAUUUCUUCUUGGGGCCAUGGAGUUCUUCCGAGUUUUGGAUGAAAAAACUGUUUGAACGCAAGGAUUUGAACAGCUUUUCGCGACAAAUGAUUGUUUUGACGGAGGAGUAA
Messenger RNA from Seminavis robusta, 1397 nucleotides. Lineage: Eukaryota; Bacillariophyta; Bacillariophyceae; Naviculales; Naviculaceae. The record is from the annotation of a GenBank genome assembly.